AUCUGACAGAUGCCGCAAAGAUGUUCCGUAUCGGAGUUCUAAUCAAAUUAUGAGAGUUUGCUGAAGGCAGAGGAAGGAGCUGUAAUCACAUUCCAAUUUCCAAAUGGGAGGAAUUAAGAAAGAUGUGGGCUUCUGUGAUUCCUGGGGUGCACUGGGGACCAACCAAGGGGUCGUUUGUUUGUAAAAGACACCUCGCAGACAGCGACGUUUUUCGUUUACAUCCAUACAAUUUGGAAGAUGGAACAGUUAAACAAAUACCCCUUGCACAUCUUACGCUCCGGGAUAAUGCUGUUUCUUCCACAUUCAACGGUGCAGCUUCGUAUCUUUUAAAGUUACUUACGAAAAAAGAAAUCUUGCCUAUUUUCACUAUUCCCAAGCAUCCACAUCUGCCCAGUCGUCUUCAUCUUCCUCCUCAUCCUCCUCUUCCUCUUCUUCAUCGUUUUCAAUAA
Gryllus bimaculatus (two-spotted cricket) is the source of this 449-nucleotide messenger RNA. Lineage: Eukaryota; Metazoa; Arthropoda; Insecta; Orthoptera; Gryllidae. The record is from the annotation of a GenBank genome assembly.